AUGGAGGCAAUCACCCAGGCCAUUCUCAACCGGUCCAAGCUGGAGGUGGAACAUAUUCAGAUCUCCCAGCCCACGGCGGAUUCCUUCGUCAUGACCAUUGUGAGCAGGGUCACGGGCACCGGACCGAUGGGCGCGACCAUGGCGCCAAUGACCGUCGACAUGAUGUUCAAUGGCGGCUGCUUUGGCAAGCUGGACCUCCCCGAAGUCAAGACCAAGUCAGGCGGAACGGAGGUGGUUGUUCGCGAUCAACUCAUCAAGAUCGUCGACCGCGCCGCCUUCAUGGCGUUCGUCAAAGCCAUUAUGUGCGACAACGAGUUGGUGCUGCGUCUCGACAACGGCGAUUGCACAAUCAAGGCGCUCGGCAUGUCAGCUAGAGUCAAGUACGCCAAGGACGUGCCCAUUAUUGGCAUGGGCGGCCCCAGAGUCGCACAGGUCAACUCUCAAGAGCGAGGCGGUACAUUCGUCAACACCAUGAAGGUGUACAACCCCAGUCCAUUGGAGAUUGACCAUGGCGUCAGCAUGUUUGAGCUCCGCAGCGAGAGCGGUGAAGUGUUAGCGGAAAUGAAGGGUGACCUAAAGAUUGUGAAGGGUGACUUUGAGAGCACGCUCCAUGGCAGCAUCAAGAAGGGCGCCAAGGCCACAGACAAGGCGAGAUUGGUGGGUGUCGGUACUCAGGAGUCGAACUGGUGUAACGAGACGAUCAAGUAUAUCGACACCCCGUUCUCUGUAACGCCCCAGUUUGCCCAGAUGCUAUAG
Molecule: messenger RNA, 756 nt
Organism: Colletotrichum spaethianum
Lineage: Eukaryota; Fungi; Ascomycota; Sordariomycetes; Glomerellales; Glomerellaceae
Exons: 2
Coding region: 1-756 (251 amino acids)
Source: RefSeq, a predicted model, not a curated record